Messenger RNA from Labrus bergylta (ballan wrasse), 4322 nucleotides. RefSeq names its product zinc finger protein 346 (gene znf346). NCBI's taxonomy places the organism in Eukaryota, Metazoa, Chordata, Actinopteri, Labriformes, Labridae. The record is from RefSeq and is a predicted model, not a curated record. Gene Ontology annotation, molecular function: nucleic acid binding; zinc ion binding.
GACUCCGCAGGUUAACAGUUGAAAUUAUGGCCGUCGCGAUGCAGACGGAGGAUUUUCCUUACUUACCUUCGGGGCUGGCGGAGGUAAAUAAAAUGAUAAAGGAGCAUGGUGACCUGUUUUCUGACUCUCAGUGUAAAGUCUGCAGUGCCGUCCUCAUUUCAGAGUCUCAGAAGUUGACUCAUUAUCAGAGCAAGAAACACGCCAACAAAGUGCGGCGUUAUUUUUCCCUCCAAAAUGAGAAGGAACAAGCGGUCAAAAAGAUCAAGUCUUCGCCUGACGCUGACUGUAACAAUGGAGACACAGACCGGUUUAAGAAGUGUCAUAUAUGUGACAUGACCUUCUCCUCUCCGGUGGUGGCUGAGUCCCACUACCAGGGCAAAGUUCACGCUAAGAACCUGAGGCUGAUCCCAGGUGUUGCCUCGCAAACACCUCCCUCCCAAACACCACCGACAGUUCAGCCAAAGAAGAAGCCUGCGGAGGAUUUGAGCAGUGUGGCAGUGACAGGCGGCAACAACAACAACAACAACAGCAACCCAGAUCGUUUCUGCUCCAUCUGCCAGGCCUCCUUUAACAACCCGCUCAUGGCCCAGCAGCACUACGUGGGCAAGAAGCAUCGAAAACAGAUGACCAAGCUGAAACUGAUGGAGACAUACGGGCCCUCCACAGCACCAGCUUCCACGCUAAAGGGCUACCCAUGCACCGUCUGCAGCAUUGAACUGAACUCUGUGGAGCAGUACCAGUCUCACAUAAGUGGAGCCAAACACAAGAACCAAGUGAAGAAAUCAGGCCCGAAGACUGCAGAGAACCAAGAGGCAGCAGAGCAAUCGUUCAGUGGCGACGCCGCUGGAGAAAACCAGUACAGCAACACACCUGCAGAAGAGCAGUUUGCAGCGGAGGAAGGAGAAGCAUACACGGGAGAAGGUGAAGUGUACACAGCCGGAGGUGAGCAGUACGCUCCUGAGGACACGGAGUACUCAGAGGAGUGCCAGUACACUUGAGUUUGGGCUGCAGAGGUUUUUCAGUCAGGACAUAGAAUGACACACAACAACCAGCCCCCCCCCCCCCCAGCUCAUUAACAUCGACCUCCAUGGACCUUCAGCUCCUGCCAGAGUCUCUAAGUACGUUUUCAUCUUCACCACAGGUUUGGACUCUGAACACCCCUACAGGUCAUUUUUUGAAAUUUAUUUAGGAGUCCCACCUGAAAACAAUUUUGUUUUGAGUGUGUUUUUUGUUUUUUUUCUCCGUCACAAAGCUUCUGAUGAAUUGAUAAGAAAAGCUGUUUGACCUCCAGAGUGUGAUCGUGACCUACAAUCAUGAUGAAGGGCAACUUUGAGGGUUCAACAGGCGUCUACAGUUUGAAAAUCUUUCUCAAAUGAUUGUACAUUAAGGCUGGCUAUCUACAUACCCAGACUUUUUUGUACGCUAGUUUGUUUUUUGUUUUUAUUUUUGUCCUUUUCCUUUCAUUUGAAUCUUAUAAUUUUCAGGGGAAGCCAAUGGUUUCACAUGUUGAAAGUGUUCUGUAGGAAAGGAGAAAGAAAAGAUUUAUAUCUGUAAACACUAAAACCCCAAAUCUGAUCAUACAUUCUAUGCAAGCUUUAAAAUAACUGUACUAGGAAGAUAUCAGGGCGGUAGUAACAUUAUACACACCUUUAUAGUGAAGUUUUCUCGUCCAAGAGGCCAUUUCAAAUCUAUACAUUUACACACCUGCUGACACACACUCUAGUCUGAUGCUAAUAUUAACUCUGCGACAUACUGACACUUGUUCACUACUAAAUCCACCCAGCGCUUCAUCAGAUGAUUCCUCUGGGAGAAUGAACAUUUAAAAAGGGAACCAAUGUGAGAUCAUCAGUCAGAGCGAUGAACAAGAAGCUGCAUCACAAGUUUGAAGUCUUCAGUAUUUCAGAAGCACUCGAUACAUUUACAUCUUUUCAUGAGGUGCAGAGUGGAGGUUCUUUCCCACUAAAGAUCUUUGACCAGAACAGACACCAGCUGAACAAAAGUAAAAUUUUGGCCUGUUAUCAAGUUACUCAGAGAAUGAUCCCUCGCAUGACAGCUGAGAAGAAGUGCUCCGUGUUAAAGCUUUGAGCAUCAUUCAAAUGAUCAGCCUGUCAUCUUAAAAAAAGACACUGCGUGGGUCCUGUGCGAUGUGAAUCAUAGGUGCCCUCUUGUGGUAGUAGCAAUAAUGACAGGAGUGUAUGUGGCCGAUGAACCAGUGUGUGUAUCUUGCUAAGUACCUCAAAUGAAAGGCUACAUUUAAGUUUUAUAUCAUGAAACCUAUGGAGUAACAUAACGACUACUAUAAGUACUUAUAAACCAUGAAACAUGAAUGAGACAGUCUCACAGUGUUAAACACGGCUGCUCUCAAAAGGUCAAAUAUUUGGUUUUGGGAGUCAUUCUGUUAUAAAGGAAUUGUGAGGUCAGAACAGAGGACUUCACUAAAGAAAAAUCUGUCUGAUAUGAAUUUCUAGGAUUGGCUCAGAAUGCUGAUUUUACAGGAGGAUCUAAGUAUAAGCAAAUCUAUAAGUAUUAACAAAACCAGGAAAAUGUCAUAACUGAAAACAAGCGCCUUUUUUUGGGGGGGGGGGAACUCUGUUGACCCAAAAACCUUAAGAUUAACAAUGCGGAGCACCAAGGCCUUGAGGAAAGCCCGCUCCUUCCACAGAAGGAAUGACCUCUUCUGCAGGGCAGCAGAGUCGCACGCAGCCGGAUGCUCCACUGACACCGACUGUCAGCUCCCCCCUGCUCUUUAUACUCUGCCUCUGAAUGCAGAGCGGGCUCAGGUGUGCUCGACCGGUGGCUGCAGUAAGGCUAGGAGCAGCACCUGGAGGGGUCAGAGAGAGAGAGAGAGAGAAAACAAAAAAGAACACGCAGCACUACAGCACAUUAAAGUCGUUAAGCCUGUAUUAAUAACGCUAACAUCUAGUAAUCAAACUGCAUGUAAGCAAUGAAAAUACAAAAGUAAGCUGCUUCCCAGUUCAUGUGACUUUUUCUUUAAUUCUACUGAAUAUAUAUUUGUUUUAGUGUCUUCAGUGAAUGUAUUCAGACACAACCUCACGUCUUGUCUCUUCUAACUGCAAGCUGCAUUAUUCUCCUACUCUGGUGUUGAAGAGGCUGUGACAUUUUGCACAUUCAGAUCCGUCACUGUAGCCGCUUCAGAUGUCGUAACCAUCCGGAGAGAGAAAAGAAAAUUACAGGUCAGCUCAAAGUUUGUAAAAGUUGAACUCAGUUUUCUGGUUUCAUUUAAGAGCAUUUUAAUUUCAAGCUUAAAGAAACCUCUCCAGAAGUUUGUUUUUUGAUUGUUUUACGUGAUUUCAACUUCUGUGCACAUUUCUGAGUACCUUUGGAUAAAAACAUUUUCUUUACAUGUUUCAUCUUAUCCUUUUUUUUUUUAACUGUUUUUUACUGGCCAACUUUUGUUCAUUUCCUGUUGACUGUGAGAUAUGGCCAUCUGAUGGUUGCAUAAAAAGGAGAGAACUGUUUAACUGUAGGACACUAAUAUGAAGAAACAAAUGGAGGCUCCUCAUUCAUCGCUGAAAGUUACAGACGCUGCUAAAGGGUUAAUUUGACCUUAUAGAGUCUAAAUGAGAUCCUCUCAAGCUUCAAAAAGUACCCGACAAAGUCAAAAGUAAGCAUUUUCUACAUGUUGAUGUCAUUUUAUAUAAAUAGUUUCUUUCUCAGUUUUCAGGAGUUUGGAAAGAAUGGAAAAAAAAAGAGGGCAAAAUAGGAUCAUGGUGAAAAUAAAGGAAUAGUAUCCUCUGGUUUCAAAUGCAGUGGAUUCAUUACAGCUGUGAGAUGAAUGAACGCUAAGCUUUUUUGUAAUGAGUUCAAUUCUGAGUUUAUUAAAGGGUGAAGAUUUUUAAAGAUUUUUAGCCGUACAAACGGGGCGUCAUGAACUCUAAAAGAGACGUACGGUAGCUGCUCUCUGAGCUCUGUAAUUACUGUCAAUAGCAGAGAAUAUUUACCGCAGAGAUCUUUAAAAGUGAUGUCAGAUUAGGAAGUGAUGUCAAUAUUAGAACAACUUUUUUUAGUCCGUUUGUCCUCGUACAGGACGUUGAAUAUUUUAGUACUGAAUGUCUCAAACCUUCCAGCUAAAGAGAAAAAAAAAUCUUUUUUUUUGGAUGUUAUUUAUACAAAGAGGGCUCAUGCAUAUUGUCGAGUACAUGGUGUGUUAAAGACUAAAGGCCUUUCCUGUUACACCCUCAUCUUUUUGUGUGUUAGCUGUUUUGUGGUUACGAUUUUUCUUUCACUAUAAAUUGUGUACAACUGAGGGGGAAAAAGAUGCCGCAAAGAUGUGCUUAAGUAAAGAGAUGUUUUAAGAGAAA